AUGCUCGAUAUCAGCACAAAGAAGCGUACUGAAUCUUAUGCUCCAGUGAAAACGGAGGACUGCGAAGGUUUGCUUUCAAACAGCGAGACAUCAUCGCUGGACGGACAUCCCAUCAAGAUCCCCUCUCGACGUUCAUCAUGGAUAGGGACAGGCAUCAUGGUAUUCUGCACAGCAGUGCUUUCCGCAAUGUUCGGAGCAUGGGCUGGACGAAACGGACUUGAUGCUGAUGCUUUCAGCAUACGGCAUAUCUCCGAAUACUCUCCCAUCGUCAAAGAAGCAGACAUGACCUUCGGUCAGGUUCGCUUCAACGGCUCAUUCCUCAAGAUCAAUGCAUUCAGGCAGGAUGCCGGACCAGAAGUCGAUGCAGCCUGGAAAUCAUUGGGUGCUGACUUCAGCGCUGUCCGAAUACCAGCUUCAGAAGCCGCACUGUCCAACAUCAGACUGGACCAAGUGAAGAUCAAAGAAAAGUAUGGUGGCGGCUACCCUGCGAAUGUAGAGGGCUUGCACCAUCUGCAUUGCUUGAACCUGCUUCGCAAAUCGCUGCCCUGGAACAUCAAAUACUACAAGGCAAUGGGGAUGGGUCCUUUUGCGAACGACGACCAUAUUCUGAAGUCGCACGUUACACACUGCCUCGACAUCAUCCGUCAACAACUGAUGUGCAAUGUAGACGUCGGCGUUUUGGGCCAAGUAUGGUACCAGCCGCCCGAUUCAGACAUUGAACCGUUUGUAGACUUCAAUACCAUACACACGUGCCGGAACUUUGAAGCCGUCCGUGACUGGGCCGAGAAACACCAGCUUCCGAACGAGACGCCAGAAGACUUCCUCGAGGGACCGAAAGAAGGCGAUCGGGUAUAUUUGGAGGUACCGUAG
Messenger RNA from Ascochyta rabiei, 870 nucleotides. RefSeq lists its product as uncharacterized. Gene Ontology annotation, biological process: mycotoxin biosynthetic process. The record is from RefSeq and is a predicted model, not a curated record. The coding region runs from base 1 to 870 and encodes 289 amino acids. NCBI's taxonomy places the organism in Eukaryota, Fungi, Ascomycota, Dothideomycetes, Pleosporales, Didymellaceae. The transcript is spliced from 3 exons.